Messenger RNA from Talpa occidentalis (Iberian mole), 825 nucleotides. It is a transcript of the gene PIERCE2, whose product is annotated as piercer of microtubule wall 2. The transcript has 2 exons. Gene Ontology annotation, cellular component: axonemal microtubule. Gene Ontology annotation, biological process: axoneme assembly. The record is from RefSeq and is a predicted model, not a curated record. The coding region runs from base 311 to 676 and encodes 121 amino acids. Lineage: Eukaryota; Metazoa; Chordata; Mammalia; Eulipotyphla; Talpidae.
GGAGCGGCGCCGCGGCCGGUUGCCAUGGACACGGGCAGCUACAACUCCGUGAAUGGCUUCGCGGUUUCACCCCGUGAAAUUUCAACCCGAGGACUGCUCCCUGGAUUAGGUGGAUUCGUGUAUACACAUUGAUUCAGCCGACGGUUCACCUUCGCUUUGCUGCUUUGACUGGCUGUGGUGGAAAAAAAAAAAAAAGAAAAGAAAGAAAGAAAAAGGGGACGCCUCCCUGGGAGCUCGCCAGCCUUAAUUGCCAUUCGCUGCAAGAAAAAGACUACGUUUACCGAAAAAAUAAACAAGGAAGAGAUCAAGAAUGACCGACUGUGACUGGGACAAGAAAAAUACUUCAGCUUCAAACUCAGACACAGAGAUGAAAUCUGAGCAAACGCCUCCUUGUGUAAACCCUGGCAAUCCUGUGUUUUCAUGUAUGUUGGACCCAAAGACACUCAGUACGGCUACCUCACUAUCCAAACCAAAGAUGAUUAUGUAUAAAACCAAUUCAAGUAAUUAUGGUGAAUUUUUACCUAUGCCACAGUUCUUUCCCUGCAAUUAUACUCCAAAGGAACAAAUAUUUUCAAGCCAUAUCAGAGCCACUGGAUUAUAUCAAAAUAACACUCUAAAUACUGCACCUGACAGAAGCAGAACCCUUGAUUUUCCCAAUUUCCAGCACACUCUAUGAAAAUAUAUCCCUUUGUACAUUUAAGAGAAAAUAUAGCCAUGAAAAUGAGCUUUAAAUAUCUAAGGCUAUAGUACCUAAUUUGGAAAAUAAAAGGAUUUGAUUUAAUUUAAGAAAAAAAACACCUUUAAGAAAUAAAGUAUUUCAACUGA